Microcebus murinus (gray mouse lemur) is the source of this 7272-nucleotide messenger RNA. Lineage: Eukaryota; Metazoa; Chordata; Mammalia; Primates; Cheirogaleidae. The record is from RefSeq and is a predicted model, not a curated record.
UUUAUUAGGGGGGAAAAAUCCUUCACUUGCUUGCCACACAGGUUAUUCUCAAAGUGAAAACUCCAUUUUACUUUGAAAAAAAAAAUGGUGAAAGUGCCUACAGUUAUGAAUGGAGCUCUUUGUUACCUUGCAGAUCGACAAGACAGACUGUUUGGUUCAUGUCUGUGUGCUAGCAGAGGAGUGCAGGGGCCUGGGAGGCAGAUGUGGCCUUAAUUGCAUGGAAAUAUUAGAAGAUCGUUAAGCCAUUUUGACAGGAUUUUCCUCCCGCUGCAGGAGCACCGGGCCACGUCUGAGCAGCCAGAGCCUCUGGCCCGGCCUCCCGUCCCCACGUGCAAGGGACACAUGGUUCACUCGCCCUGAUAUUGGAAGGGAAUAGAUGCCUCCUUGUCACCAACUUCUACCCCGCGUCUGUGCCCUGUGCGUGCCGAGAGCAAUCUCCCAAGAAACCCUCCGGCCCACAGUAGGGCGGGAGGAGAAGCUACUUAUUGCAGUCAGUAUUCAGGGCUGUGUACACAUGUGUGCGUGCGUGGACAGCGAUCAGAUCGUCUCCACACUGAAGGGUGUGCUCCAUGAAGCUCUCCAACAACCCACCUAGGCCUGAAAGGGGAAAUCUGUUAUGGCAACAAAUAAUGGUCUUUAAAGAAAACCCUUUUUCUGCCAAUUCACUUCUUCCCUUUCGCACUAACAUUGGUGCUUACAGAAGUCAUGGCCCGUGGUAGUUCUGAAAUUAACUCAAAGCAAUCCUUGAAUAAUGUUGGGUCGUCAAAGAACAAGACCCUGCAAAUACGGUCAACCUCGUUGCUGCCAGGCUGGCGUGGUCGUGGUUCCAAGAUACUUUGUUUCCCUCAUCUUCCCCUACUUGCCCUGUUGGUUUUCUGCACAGUUAGAGAAUGCAAAUAUUUUAACAUUAGCUUAAUUUAAAAAUAAUUAGGAGGGUUAAUCUGCUAGAAGGGAGGCGGAUGCCCCUCCAACAGUGCAGCUCAGUAAUCCCUUUGGGUUACCAAGGCAAAUGUUCUAGAUCAAAUCUUUCUUGAGUAGAUCAGACAAUGUUGAUGGUUGGGACGUGGCGUGGAUUAGCGCUGUACAGUCCCCCUCAGAGUGGUGGCCCCUACCCACCGGGGGCCACUUCUUAGAGUUGGGACAGUGGGUAGUUGCUUAGAUUAUACUUGGGCCUCAGCCCGAGGGAGCCAGGGUGGGGACUGGGUGAGCAGAAAGAGCGGUCUGUGGAGAGACAGCACGGAGAGAAAGUGCAGCAGCAGAGACCCUGCUUUCAUGCAAAUGUUCUUAGCUCAAAGGAAAAGGGAAGGGCUGCUGGGCAGAGGUGGCACGCCAGAGCCCCAGGUUAGGAGCUGGACAUGGCAGAAGCACCAAGUGAUGUGUUAAGGGGCUGAAGACCCACAGGCUACAAGCUCUGGUUUAAAAAUACAGUCACGUGGCCCACUGGGACCCCCAUCUCUGAGGCCUGAGCCACCAGUGGUCAGGAUGCAGGAGCGUCUUGCUCCAGGGCUCUUAGCUCUGCGUUUCCAGACCACACCAGAUGUUGUGAGAGCCACAGCAGUGGACGGCAUGAAGACAGUGCCCUGGGGUGGCCUCUGCACUCGCUCCUCCCGGCUGCUGUGUCCUCUGCUCACCUGAGGUCUUGCCAGCUCUCUGGGACUGGAGAAAACCCUGUGUCCGUGAAGUGCUGCCUUUCUGCUCAGCUGGCUGCCGUGCCCCUCUGAAAUCCCCCUUCUUGGCAGCUGACUGUGUCAUCUCUGCUUACUUCACAUCCUGCCGCCUUCUCCUGAGGCAAUGGGCUGGCUGCUGGGUGGCUUUCUGAGCCACUGCAUGGGGGCGGCUGGGGGCCACCGCCUCAGACUGUUUCGGGCACUGACAGUGCACCGCUUCCAUGGGUGCAUGCCUCGUCUUCCCAGGGUGCUUUCAAAGACCUUGUUCUUACUUCAGUUAUUCUCACACAUACCAUAAUUCCCACCGUAUCUGAUUCAGGCUCUCACACCUUCCCAUGUCACCUCCCAACCUGUGAGCACAGCCUGCCUUUCCUACUUGCUUGAUGGUUCCUAGUCCCAGAAUAAUAUGCACAACUGUCACCUAUUUAGUUCCCUGCAGAGACAUAGCCAGAUCAGUGUAGGAAAAGCCCCAUCAUUCUCCUAAUUUUAUAGCCAUAAACAAAUACCAUUAAAACUCCAGAGCAUCAUUUUUCCAGGGACAUAUUUCGGACUUUUAUCAUAGUGCCUGGCAUAUAGCAGAUGCCCGAUAAAUAUUUGUUAAAUGAAUGCAUACAUCAGUAAAAGAAUGCUCUUUUGUGUGACAAAUAUGUUUCAUGAUCUCAUUGUGGGGCAGGACAUGUUACAGAAAUAUCCCCUCUGCCUGUUUUGAGUAGCACAUAGUCUAGCCACCAAACACAAGUGUCUACAGUCUGUGCUGUCUGAUAUGGUAUCCACUCAUAACCUGUGGCUAUUUGAAUUUAAAUUAACUAAAAUUAAUGAAAGCUAAAAAUUCAGUUAGUCACACUAGCCACAUUUUAAGUCCUCAAUAGUCACAUGUGGCUAGUGGUUCUGAAUGACACAGAUUUUUGAAGAGUCCUAUCAUCUCAGAAAUUCCCACUGGACCAAAUUAAAGAGCUCAGCUUGUUUCUAUGUAAAUAAAUAAAAGGUUUAAGCAAACCUUUUUGUUUCUUAAUUCUGAUUUUAUUGUAAAAUUGAUGCUGAAGAAUAUGCAUUUGUUAGUCUUUUCCAAAAUCCUCAACACAUUUUACGAGCCACUCAGGCUGAUGUUGGACCUGAGACCAUUCUUGGUUCAGGAUCAAAAGGAGCAAGGAAAUCACGAGGCUCCCAUGGGCAUUUUGCUCCCACAGGUUCCUGAGAGAGGCAGGUUGUCAUCAUGGACUUUGGACUUCUCGUGAACGAACAUGGGCGAUCUAAAAAUCACACAGAAAACCAAGCAAAAGUGGCAGUAAAAGAACUUGAAAGCCGUUGACAAUGGAUCCUAAAUAGAACUGAGUAGGAAAAAGGAGCUAAGAAGUUUUUGAUGUACUUUGGGGCAUCUCCCCCUGGUAGAUUAGUUUCCCAUUUCCCACAAGUUUUUGGAAUGUCCAUGAUUAAACCUCACUGCCACUCUGACACAUGUCCUUGAGGCAGACAGACAGGCUUAAUUCCUGCUGGGCAAGGCCAGUACCUCUAGAAGCUUCCAAGAGUAGAACACUAAGUGCCUUGAUAGAGUAACUAAACCAUUUUCAAGCCCCUAGGAACUGUCAGUAGCUUUCAGCUGGGUUUUCUCCUCAGAUAGCUUUACUGAGAUUGACAAAGAAAACAUCUCCAUGUAAUCCCACUGAGAUGUUUUCAUUGGAGAGCCGUGGCAGGACUUGUUCACAAAAUAUCUGCUUUUCUUGUAGAUAGAUGCCGAGAGACAGGAGGCCCCAGUACCAGACUGCCUAGGUUUGGCAUUCAAGUCAAACAAGGAUGAAGGCCAACCCCGUGGGCAACUGCCUUGAGGGUGGCUGCCGACUGAGCGACCAGCUGUGCACCAGAGAUGGAGUCUAGCUUGGCUUCUUGUGCACAGUUUGUGGACCAAACUGUCCUCAGUUCUCCUUACCCCCCUCUCUGGAAGGGAGAGUAAGGAUGACAACCAAAGGGCCGAGAAACUCAUGCCCCCCGAGCCUUCUGGGCUUACUCGUAGAUACGAUGGCUAUAUAUAAUGCAUCAUCCAAACUGGGGUAAUUUUGAGAGUGAAAGGAGGCUCUAGCAAACAUUUUCUGAAACAGCAGGCAUAAAGUGGAACUACUCCAGGCAAAGGGGAUUGCAGAAUCAACCUAGAUAUUAGGGUUGAAGCCCUAGAAGAGAUCUUGCAGAUCAUCCGGCUUAGUCCUUUUCUGUUAAAGAUACAGAAGCAAGCCCAGAGAGAUGAAAUGCUUUUUCUGCAUUAGAAUUUGUGGAUUAUAGUAAAAAGAGUACAUUUAAGGAGUGUUUACUACAUGAUGCACAUGAGUUAGAAUACCAUUAUUCUCCCCAUUUUAUCAAAAAGGAUACUGAAGCACCAAGGUCAUGAGAUGAGCAAGUGUCAGGUGUGGAAGUCAGAUGCUGACGGGCUCCACGGUCAGAGUGUCAAGGAUGACAGUGCUCUGUCUCUCACAAACAGCACAGUGGGGCGCUGUCUACCCGUAUUCACUCACUCAAUCCUCACACCAACACUCUGAAGUAGAGUCUGUCAUUAUGCCCAUUUUAGAGACAAAAGGACCAAAGCAGCCAUUAAGUGGCGACAGCAGCUAUGGAAAAGCACAAAGAAAAUCCAUCCUUGAGGGAUUUACAAGCUAGCUGGAGAGGCAGAGCAUGAACCUAUGAAAGCUACUGCCGAAGGCAAGAGUUAAAUAAAAACAAAAGCAAUGUGACAAGGCAGUCUAGGCUAGAGUGCUGAACCAGUGGGGGAGACAGAACAUACAACAGACUUCAUUGGAAGGAGAGGCUCCUGUGGUGGGCUCGUGUGAACAGGGAGACUUCCUGGAGGAGGUGUUCGACAUUUGGAGGCUCUGUCGGUGGUGAGCGACGACCAGUCCCUCUUUGACUCAGCGUACGGAGCAGCCGCCCAUCUCCCCAAGGCCGACAUGACCGCCUCAGGGAGUCCUGACUACGGGCAGCCCCACAAAAUCAACCCCCUCCCACCGCAGCAGGAGUGGAUCAACCAGCCGGUGAGGGUCAAUGUCAAGCGGGAGUAUGACCACAUGAAUGGAUCCAGGGAGUCUCCAGUGGACUGUAGUGUUAGCAAGUGCGGCAAGCUCAUUGGUGGAGGCGAGUCCAACCCCAUGAACUACAACAGCUACAUGGACGAGAAGAACGGCCCCCCGCCUCCCAACAUGACCACCAACGAGAGGAGAGUCAUCGUCCCCGCAGACCCCACGUUGUGGACGCAGGAGCACGUGAGGCAGUGGCUGGAGUGGGCCAUCAAGGAAUACGGCCUGAUGGAGAUCGACACGUCCUUUUUCCAGAACAUGGACGGCAAAGAACUGUGUAAAAUGAACAAGGAGGACUUCCUCCGCGCCACCACCCUCUACAACACGGAAGUGCUGUUGUCACACCUCAGUUACCUCAGGGAAAGUUCACUGCUGGCCUAUAAUACAACCUCCCACACAGACCAGUCCUCACGACUGAGUGUCAAAGAAGACCCUUCUUACGACUCAGUCAGGAGAGGAGCAUGGAGCAACAACAUGAAUUCCGGCCUCAACAAAAGUCCCCCUCUGGGAGGAGCGCAGACGAUAAGUAAGAACACAGAACAACGGCCCCAGCCAGAUCCAUAUCAGAUCCUGGGCCCGACCAGCAGUCGCCUAGCCAACCCAGGCAGCGGGCAGAUCCAGCUGUGGCAGUUCCUCCUCGAGCUGCUCUCGGACAGCGCCAACGCCAGCUGUAUCACCUGGGAGGGGACCAACGGGGAGUUCAAAAUGACGGACCCCGACGAGGUGGCCAGGCGCUGGGGGGAGCGGAAAAGCAAGCCCAACAUGAAUUAUGACAAGCUGAGCCGGGCCCUCCGGUAUUACUACGAUAAAAACAUUAUGACCAAAGUGCAUGGCAAAAGGUAUGCCUACAAAUUUGACUUCCACGGCAUCGCCCAGGCUCUGCAGCCACAUCCUACUGAGCCAUCCAUGUACAAGUAUCCUUCUGAUAUCUCCUACAUGCCUUCCUACCACGCCCACCAACAGAAGGUGAACUUUGUCCCUCCCCACCCAUCCUCCAUGCCUGUCACUUCUUCCAGCUUCUUUGGAGCGGCAUCCCAAUACUGGACCUCCCCCACUGGUGGAAUCUACCCCAGCCCUAAUGUCCCUCGCCAUCCAAACACCCACGUGCCUUCACACUUAGGCAGCUACUACUAGAAGCUUCACCAUCAGUGGCCUUCCAGCUGAAGCCCUGUCCCUCACACUUACUGGAUACUUUGGACUCUAAAGGACAUGUGUGGCCUUAAAGAGGAAACAAAACUGGAUGUUCUUCCUUGUUGGACAGAACCUUUGUAUUUGUUCUUUAAAAACAAUUUUUGUAAUGUGGGUAACUUUUUGCUUCCUCUACCUGAACCAAGAAAUGGGCCAGUAUGCCAGUGUGUAUUCUCAGUCACCUAUCAUCUUAUGAGUUGAAUAUUAGGAUUACUGGAAUGGUUAUGUCAUGGUUCUGAGCAAGAAGCUAUACAUUUUCUUUAUAUUUUUAUGACCUAAGCAGUUUCUCAUCAACACACGGGUCUCAUCAUUGUAGAGUUCAUGGACUUAACCAGUCAUGUUCUGGUUUGAGAUUUAUUGAAAAUAGAAGCUUAUAAUCUUAUUUUAGGAGGACCUAAUUCAGUGGAUGGCAACUGGAACAUUGGUUGUAAGGCCAAUGAAGUUUUCACCCAACUGGAAUUUAAAAGAAAGAACAUUUGUGAGUAUUUAAGAAGCCAUGGGCAUUGCAGAAUCCCUUUGUGGGCGGUGUGCACUCGGCUGACCAUUCUGUCUAGAAAUAGUCAAGAUAUAAACUAAGAAAUUUUAAUGCAAAUGCAGACAUUCCUAAAAGACAGAGAAUUAAAUAACUUUUUUAAAAAUGAUGACAGUGGGUCCCAGAACUUAGAAAAGUCAUAGGGAUUUCUAAACUCAGACAGAUUCGCAAACGCUGUGCGUUUGUCAGGCCAUCAGACCAGGGUCAACCAAUCAGAAGGCAACUUACUGUAUAAAUUAUGCAGAGUUAUUUUCCUAUAUCUCACAGUAUUGAAAGUAAAUAAUUAAAAAAUUUAAAAGAAUAAAUAAACGAGUUGACCUCGGUCACAAAUGCAAUAUUACUAUCAUAUCAGUCGUUGUUAUUUUUUUAAAUGUAAUUUGUACAUCUUUUGUCAAUCUGUACAUUUGGGCUAUUUGUACGUUUUUAUAGCUGGUUUUUAAAAAGCAUAAUGUGACUAUUGCUGAAAAAAAAACAGGGCGUUUAAGUCACUGACUUACAAGAAAGAGAAGCACUGGUACAGUUAUUUAACAGGCAUGCAUACGCAAGGAAAGGCAAGCCAUUUACAUCUUUAAUGCUUUGGAAAUGUUUGUAAAUAACAGUACUGCAAUAAUCAUAACUCUGAAAAGAAAAGAACCAAACUUUCCCUUGUGGAGAUGAGGGAUUUUCCUGCUCUAUAUAUGCAAUAUAUUUUUUAGACAUUGAAAUAUAUAUAAUUUUGCAGGUAAUCGUUGACUUUUUUAACAAUAUGAAGUGUUAAGCUGACAACUGUCAAUGAAGACUAUGUUGUAAAAUAAUUCGACUAAAUAAAUUGUGCCUUCUUCUCUCAGAA